Molecule: messenger RNA, 4714 nt
Organism: Pomacea canaliculata
Lineage: Eukaryota; Metazoa; Mollusca; Gastropoda; Architaenioglossa; Ampullariidae
Product: transient receptor potential cation channel subfamily M member 4-like
Exons: 14
Coding region: 32-1489 (485 amino acids)
Biological process (GO): calcium ion transmembrane transport
Cellular component (GO): membrane
Molecular function (GO): ligand-gated calcium channel activity
Source: RefSeq, a predicted model, not a curated record
GGGUGGGGUAUCAGUGCUUCAACUGGCCAUCAUGACAUCAAACAAGUCUUUCAUCUCACAGACAGCCUGCAAGAACAUCCUUACACGCAUCUGGAAAGAAGAACCUUUGACGGAUUCAAAACCCAUCAUAAAAAGCAGGUUUGUGAUCAAAGAGGAAACCAAUCAACCAUGGUGGGGUUCAGUUUGCAGUUGCUUGCAAACCCCUAGAGUGAGCUACGCAGUCAGUUUGGUUCUUCAGAUUAUUUUUCUCAUGCUCUUCAGUUAUGUUUUGCUGUUUGAUUCUGGCAAAAAAUUAACACCAUGCUUCAUUGCUGUUAUUGUGUGGGUCAUGGACAUAGCUGCAGAAGAAAGCAGACAGAUGCUGGUUAGUGAUCCUGACAUCAAUGAAGACCAUGCCCACUCUCAAGAAUGCCACUGGUUGAGUCGACGGUGCAGAAAUUAUAUUCAUCAGACAUGGAAUCGUCUAGAUGUGGCAACAGUGGGUGUCUUCCUGCUGGGGAUGAUAGUGUUUUUUGACCAGGAAGUUGUGCACAUCAUUGGCCGUAUUCUUCUUAGUGUGGACAUAUUUCUCUUCUUUAUUCGAACUUUCCAAAUGCUGAUGGUCUUCGAAGAGCUAGGACUGAUGCUGAUCAUGGCUGGCAAGAUGAUUAAGGACACAGUGAACUUUAUGAUCAUUCUGUUGGUGGUUGUACUGGCAUAUGCUGUCAUGUCUGAGGCAGUUCUCUACCCUGAAAGUGAUCUGACUCUUGAGCGUCUUUUCCAUGUGCCUCGCAAAGCCUACUGGCAGGUGUUUGGUGAAGUCAGCCUGGAGGAAAUAGAAAUCAGUGAUGAAGCAAGCUGUUCCAUAGCAAAUGAUUCUAAACAUUUUGGGGGGGACAUCCCACAUUGCCCUACCCACUAUGGCCGCUAUGUUGUUUCAAUCAUGCUUGGUGUGUACAUUAUGAUCACCAACGUACUGUUACUCAACCUUCUCAUUGCUAGAUUCAACAAGACCUUUGAUAAAGUUCAUGAUGUUGCUUGUGAGUACCAGUCCUGGCAUCGCUGUGAGAUCAUCACGGAGUUCUACCACCGUUCAACAUUAAUCCCACCACUUAACAUGGUCAACGCCAUCAUUAAACUUUGCAAGUAUGUGUGCCACAAAAUGUGUUUAGCAUGCAAGGGCUGCUGCAAAAAGAUAAGUUCUCACAGACAGAAUGGGACGACUAGUGAACAAGAACCUCUUACUCCAAAAGUGCGUGCCACGAGGUCACCAGAUGGCUGUGUCAUUAAGGUCACAUGGGAUUCUUCAGUCAUAAGUUAUGACAAUUCACGAAAAAAGGAACUUUACACUGUAAAUCUCAAGGCUUGCAACGAAAACAUGGAGGUUGAUCAUACAGAGGAGUACAAAGUGGCCAGUAACAUCAAAUAUACAGAUCAGACAUUCACUUUUUGGGAUUUGGAACCUUCUAUUGAAUAUGCUGUCACAGUAAAUGAAAAGGAAGCCAAUUAGUUGCAAUUAGAGUCCCCUUCACUCCGUCCUGAGGACCUUGCAGACAUCCAGAAGUUUGAAGACAAGCAAGCAAACUGGGCAUGUAGGCAGGAGAAGAUGGAAGCCACCAUACUGACAGAGAAAGUGAUUAAGAUGACUACAAAACUUUUGGAGGAAAGCAAAGAACUUGACAAAAAGAUAACAAAACUGUCCGAUGAAGUCGAGGCUGAAGGGGCCAAAAGGAGAAAUAAUGUGAGAUAUCUUAAAGAAAGUUUGGACUGGAUAAAAGGUGAAAAUAAAACAGGAGCCAAAGAAAUAAAGAGAAUUAAUACAAGUAUUGUAAAGAUCAAUGAUAAAGUGGCUGAAAAUUUCAAACUACUGUCCAAGCAUGUUUAUGAACAAGGAGAACAUGGCAAGCUUCUGUCUGUUGACAGAAACAUUGUGCAUAAAAGUUUUCAGGUGAUGGAGAAAGAACUGGAAGGAUCAAAGAAAGAAUCACAGGGUCUAAGGGAUAAACUAGCAAAGUGUAUUGAAGAUAAAGCAGCUGCAGAUCAGGAAGCUAGCCAAAAGGUAGAGUCACUAAAAAGUGAAGUGGAGAAGCUGACAAGACAACUAAAGUCUACACAACAAAAAGCAGAGGAAGCCAGAAUGCAGGCAAAAGUUUUGGCAGCAGAAAAAGUAAUGGCAGAAGAGCAGCAGAUUACAGCUGAGAAAAACUGUGCUGAAGCACAGAGAAAUUGUAUCACGGCAGAAAGAAGUGAGAGAGAUCUUCAGAAGCAUCUGCUAGAAGCCAAGGAAGAGAUUAUACGGUGCCACAAGCAAAUCUUAGAGGUUGUGCAAAAGUCUACCAACAAUAGUUUAAGUCCUCAGUAUGAGCAACAGUAGCAGCAGCAGCUGCUAUACUACAUAGUAACAGCAUUGGAGCUUUCAAGAACAGGAGUGGGGCCUGUAACAUUGGAACCUUAAGCAUCCUUAACAGCAGCUAUUAGUAGUAACAGCACUGGAGCAGCAGUAUUAGCAUUGGUGUCUUCAGGAGCAAUAAAUGUGACUUGCUUCUUGAGACUGGUGACUAAUUUUCAGGAACUCAUAUGCACACCAGCCAACGGUGAUUUUGGGAAGAAAAUCUAACUUAAUACAUCACAUUCCACCCAGCCAGCUUCAGACAGUUAGAGGCUACUCGGUCCAUCUUGACUGUAGAAUGCUUGGAUGAUUUUUAUCGAACCUGGAAAGUAUGCUUCAUUCUCAUUCUCUCCCCCAACCCAGUGCCAAUCACUUCCAGCUAAUGUGCUUUUGGAGCUCAAAGUGAAAGAAUUAUCAAAUGGUUGCAUUUUUUCUUGUGUUUCAAAAAUGAUUUUAAUCUCUUUGGUUAUGCGUUACUAUUACAAAGAAAUGAACUGAUCAUUUCAAUCAAUAUUUUUAUGGGAUUUUCUUUAAGUCGUCAGAACAGCAAGUUUGUUUUAACAAUGUAUACUAUUUUGCAUUCAUAUUACCGAUAUAUCACUAAUCAGUACAAUAAUACCUUACUAAUCACAGUCAGACUGAUUGUAGAUGAUUAUUGCUCCGGUCAAUGUGGGGAUUUGAUUUCAGAUCGGCAGUAUCUUGACUAGCGCACAUGGUGUAAUAUUCAUCAGGUUUAUUGUAAUCAAUGGAAAAGAACAGCUUGCUCAACUUUUCAGUAUUACUGCAAUCUUCUGAUCAGCAACACUUUAAUAAUAAUUUGAUUUUUAUGUCUGUAAUAUCUUGAACAUUUAGUUUAAUAAUAUCUUCAGGCAACUAGUAUUGGUCAUAGAUUACAAAUAUCAGAGCCAUCAUGGUGAACGUGUUGAUACGAAACGGUUGGUUUCUUUCUUCUACAAAGAAAAUUACACUGCAUUUAAGAUUGGGAGUUCUAGGUUGUUUCCUAACUCCAAAAGUCGUUGUGUUGAUCUAUAAAACCCCAUUUUGCCUUCUGUCGGAACUCAGAAUUCCUCAGUCUUGACACUGCCUCUCAUCAGAUGCUCCAACAAGACUGGGAAUAUGGCUUUGGACGUUGAGGAUUUAACAUCAUGACGGUCGAGGUCGGUGUCUAGCACUUGGCUCUCGAUGGGCGAGGUUCUAAAAGAUGCUGAUGAAGGUGGCUGAUAUCAGAUCCUCUGCUGAGAGUUAGUCUUAGACUCGUGACUAACCGCAACACGACUUUUACUCAGCAGUGCGCAUGCCCGAUGUGAACGCUUCAUUGCACCACUAGCUGCUUGCUCUCGACAGCAGAUUCUCGAUGCUGGUGGAUAAGUGUUGGUCCCCUCGUUAGGUGCUAGUUAGCUCUAGACAGCAGUUAGGUCCCGGCCACAAAAGUUCAGCGUAAGUGGUCAAACAGGGGUGGGGUGGUGGUGUGUGGCAGGGACUCACUCUACUUGGAUUAGAGAUAAGGAAUCGUAAACGGGAGCCCUAGAAGACAAACCAUGUUUAGAAUCUUUGAAGUUAUUGCAUUCUUUGUAACUUGUACUAAUCUCUCUAUUUAAUAAUAAUUUCUUUAUUCACUAUAUCGCCUUGAAUUGAUGAUUGGGGACAUACGCGGGAAGCUCUGAGUCAGAUUGCAUUAUCUUUAAUGCUAGCAAUUUAGUGUAAGCGAUUCACGGAUACGGCGCGGGUGGUGGAGGCAUCGAGGAUGUAAUCAGCCCCAGGCCAUCGGCUCGAUUACUGCACCUCUGUCCUUUUCACAUACCCGUUCACGACAAUGACAUCACCUCUUUAAAAAAUAAAUAAGACCACUGCACUUAUUAUGCAUGCAAACACUAGAACUCUUCGUUAAAAUAAUUGAAGUGUCUAACCAUACCCUGAAAGAGAUUUGUGCCAUAAAUAUUCAAGAUUAUAUAUAUCUCCUGAUAACUGAAUGGUUGCAUAUUGUGUACUACUUCACUUAAAGGACAUUUUAUUAUGUGAUGAUAUUUCUAUGUUCUUGACAUCAAUUUCAUUAUAAUUUAAAAUAUCAUUUAUAUAUUUUUUAUUAUUAUCGGUAUCAGAUGAUGCUGGUGAGCAAGCUCUUAUAAAAGAUCUUGUGCUGUACAACAUACUGUUUUAUCAAAGUAAACAAAAGGACACCGCAUCACUCUCACGACGAUUUUUUUAAAAAGAAAACACAGUUACCCUAAACCUGGUCAGAUGUGUAAUCUUGCUCUACAUGAUACCCGUGGUAACAAAAAUGUAAGAGUUAUUAGGUUCAUGUCUGCCUGUAAGCACCAAGCAAGACAUGCGUUCAAUAUGAAACCA